AUGUACCCGUGGUCGACCAUACAAACUACUCUACAGCACACAAAUGCCAAGUUGGUGGAGCGUAAGCAACGUCCAAUUGCUGAGGGAGAUUUGUUUCGCUUUCUGGGAGUUCGGCUUGCGAUGGCAGUCGAGCCUCGACGCGGUCCCUUGCGGACCUACUGGGAAAGAGAAGUUGGUGAGGGUAUGGUUGGCACAGCCGCAAACUUUGGUGAGCGCUUCUGCAUUACACGACACGCCAUUGAAAAUAUUUCAGCUGCGCUCUCUUUUUCCGAUGAUGUGCCGUCAGAUGACCCAUGGAAAUCUAUUAGACCGCUAAUAGAUGGAUUUAAUUCACGCCGCCGCGAUGUAGUAUCACCCGGGGAGAUUCUUUGCGUGGAUGAGUGCAUGAGCGCCUGGCAGGGCAAAGAGGGUAAAUACUGCCACGAUGGCAUACCUCACAAGACAAGAAUCCCAAUAAAGCCAGAAGGCGUGGGUGCCGAACUUAAAACUAUCGCUGAUGGUGAUUCGGGUGUGCUGUUG
Molecule: messenger RNA, 519 nt
Organism: Phytophthora sojae
Lineage: Eukaryota; Oomycota; Peronosporomycetes; Peronosporales; Peronosporaceae
Exons: 1
Source: RefSeq, a predicted model, not a curated record